Messenger RNA from Suillus plorans, 779 nucleotides. RefSeq lists its product as uncharacterized. The transcript is spliced from 6 exons. Gene Ontology annotation, cellular component: mitochondrion. NCBI's taxonomy places the organism in Eukaryota, Fungi, Basidiomycota, Agaricomycetes, Boletales, Suillaceae. Gene Ontology annotation, biological process: respiratory electron transport chain. The record is from RefSeq and is a predicted model, not a curated record. The coding region runs from base 176 to 442 and encodes 88 amino acids.
UACUCGAUCUCGGUCCGAUUUUCACUGCGCUCAGCGCUUAAGUCACAUGGGUAGUCUACCUUAGACAGUGGCUGUGGCACGUUCCACCUACUAACUAACUCCAAGCAGUACCGCUAUCAUUCACUGUCAAAGCACGUUGGAGUCGGUCAAUUGGACCACGACGCUUCAGCCAGAGAUGGCUUCGAAGGUAACUCGACUCAGAGCCCUUGCGCUUUAUAAGGAACUCCACCGACUGGGCAGAGAUUAUGAACCUUCAUAUGACUUCCAUGGGAAGCUUAGACGCUUGUUCGAAAAAAACCGGAACCUCACUGAUGACGAGGAAAUAGAGAAGGCGCUCAGAUUUGGAGAAUAUAUCAAGAACGAAACCCUUGCCUUGUACUCGCUCCGCAAGUAUCGACACCUGAAGCGCAUGUAUCCUUCAAACUCUACGUCUGAUACUUGACAGAUCGUUAUCACCUCUUGGCGUCGGCCGAAAUCAUUCCUCUAUUUCAUGGCAACAGAUGUUGGAAGAGGAGUCUUGAAAAAUAAACUGCCACGCCUAAUCAUUGCUGCGUUGACAGCUUCAUGAAUCAUCGUUAUCUGCUAUCGUAUCGCUCCAGCAGCUGUAUGGCUGACUGAACCAUGCAAUCUUGACUUAUCCACUGGACUUGUUAAGCCGACAACGUUCACUGAACGUGUUCAGAAACUGCGCAAUGCAUUUCGAGCAACAGGUUACUACAGGUGGAAUUCUGUAAUCCAAUCAAGAGCAGAACGCAAGGCCAAGCCGCUAGCAUAGAAUU